Messenger RNA from Elgaria multicarinata webbii, 2302 nucleotides. RefSeq names its product exosome component 6 (gene EXOSC6). The transcript has a single exon. Bases 15 to 881 code for a protein of 288 amino acids. The record is from RefSeq and is a predicted model, not a curated record. NCBI's taxonomy places the organism in Eukaryota, Metazoa, Chordata, Lepidosauria, Squamata, Anguidae. Gene Ontology annotation, cellular component: cytoplasmic exosome (RNase complex); nuclear exosome (RNase complex); nucleolus. Gene Ontology annotation, biological process: nuclear mRNA surveillance; rRNA catabolic process; poly(A)-dependent snoRNA 3'-end processing.
CGUAGGCCGAGGCCAUGCCGCUGGACCACAGGCGGGUGCCGGGCCCGGAGGAGUCGCAGACGCCGCUGCUCUUCGUGCCCAAGGAUGGUGAGCGGGAGGAGGCGGCGGCGGCGGCGGCGGCAGGGAGCCGGGACCCGUCGGCGCUGCAGCCACUCUUCGCCCGCGUGGGGCUGCUGAGCCAAGCCAAGGGCUCGGCCUACGUGGAGCUGGACGGCGGCACCAAAGUGCUGUGCGCCGUGGCCGGGCCCCGCGAAGUCCCCGGCGGCCACGCGGCCGGGGCCAGCAGCGCCGGGGAGCCUCGCGGGCGGCUGGUGUGCGAGUUCCGCCGGGCGCCGUUCUCGGGGCGCGGCGCCCGCCUGCGGCCCAGCGAGCGGGAGCCCGAGCUGGCGCUGGCGCUGCAAGAGGCGCUGGAGCCGGCCGUGCGCUUGGCGCGCUACCCGCGGGCGCAGCUGGAGGUGAGCGCGCUGCUGCUGCAGGACGGCGGCUCGGCGCUGGCGGCCGCGCUGUGCGCCGCCGGGCUGGCCCUGGCCGACGCCGGCGUCGAGGUCUACGACCUGGUGGUGGCCUGCGCGCUCUGCCGGACGCCGGCGCCCUCGGGGGGCGCGUGGCUGCUGCAGCCCAGCGAGCCCGAGGAGCGCGCCGCCGCCGCCCGCCUCACCGUGGCGCUCCUGCCCUCGCUCAACCAGGUGGCGGGGCUGCUGGGCAGCGGCGAGGGCGGCGCCCCGGACAGCUGGGCGCAAGCCCUGCGCCUGGCGCUCGAGGGCUGCCAGCGCCUGUACCCGCUGCUGCGCCAGAGCCUGCUGCGCGCCGCCAAGCGCCGGGCGCCGGGCACCCAAGAGCCGUCGGGCAUGGACACGGCGGAGCCGCCCGCCACCGCCUGAGACGCCCAUUCCCUUGCGAGACUUCGGGGCGGCCUCCCACCCACCCACCUACCUACCCAGCCGCGCUGCGCUUUGCUGGGCCCAGAUUCCCACAGCAUCCCUAGGAACACGUGCUUCUAGAUCCUGCAUCUGAACAUCCGCAGAGGGGGCUGCCCGCUUUCCUGCCUUGCAGCCCCCGAGUGUAGGACGGCAUCAAGCGGAACAGAGGGCCAUUCCACUUCCCCGGCCGGUUCACCGAAGCGUCCGGCAUCUCCUUCACAGCAGAACUGGCAGCAUCAGCAUGAGAAGACCCCGCGGAUGCUGCAAUCAGCCUCGAUUUGGGAAGGAAGCUUAGCCUGAAGGUUUCUGAAGGCAGUGGGCCCAGCAUCUUUUCAGCAUGCAGGAAAAAAAAUGAACCCUGGCAACUACACUCUAUGAAAGAACUGCCUGAUAAGCAUUAUGUCAACCUUCCCCAAACUGGUGCUCUGCAGAUGUGCCAGACUACAACUCCCAUAAUCCCCCAAUCAGCAGGGGGGGGGUUAUGAGAGUUGUAGUCCAACACAAGACUUGAGGAAGGGUGUUGUUGCUUUUUCUUACAGUCUCAAAAUUUCAAACUGGGUCUCAAGAAAAAGAAUGCAUUUGUGAGUUGCUGCUGGUUAACCCCAGGUUUUCUUUUUAUGCUGAUAUUUUGUGUUGGGGAUCUGUGUCCCUUAGGUAACCCAGAGAUGCUGUGUCUCACCUGAUCCUCCAACGUUUACGCUUGGGAAACGUGUGUUCACAUUCUCACCCCUUGCUUUGUAACAUGCUUACUUGGAAGCGAGUUGCACUGAUUCCAGAAGAGUUAUUUUCGAAGCCGGUGUGCUUUCCAUUGAAGCAAUUUUUUUGUUGUUAAGAUGAAAACAUUUUCUGGUGGUACUCGCUGAUUUUUUAAAAACUUCUUGCUUAAAAUCAACAAAACUUCAUCCCCCCUUUUGGAAUCUUUUUUCUAGGAAAUGCACCAAGUUUAUAUCCUUGUAAUUUUCUGUUCUUGAUCUUGUACUUUAGACUUACUUUCCUUUAAAUCUCCUUUGCCAAAUUAAUAGCAUAAUAAAUUCUGGGUGACCUUUCCUGGUAAAAGGUCAACCCCAAAUGGAUAUCAUAAAAACUAAACCGGGUUCUUCCUGCAGGGGGGAUGAAUGCGAGCCAGUAAAUGGUAUUGGGUCAUAUUGCAUAGAGAGUAAGAAGUUCAAAAUAGGCUGUAGAUUGACUAUGAAGAAACAACCUCCUGUACAAUUUGCUCCCUAACUGGGCACAUUCUGAGUUGCUCUAAUUCAGCGAGACUUAUUGAUAGCUUUUUGGCUUUAUAACGAAGUCUUGAAAAUUUAUUCUUCACAAAGAAGAGUUUAUUGAUUAUUUGUUGCAAGGUCUCUUGUUUAUAAUUAAAACAAAACUAUUUUGCUUAA